Effrenium voratum is the source of this 3345-nucleotide messenger RNA. Lineage: Eukaryota; Dinophyceae; Suessiales; Symbiodiniaceae. The record is from the annotation of a GenBank genome assembly.
AUGCAGCAGGAGGAGAAGCGGCAGCGGCGGGUCGCGGCGCAGCUGCAGGAUUCAGAGGGCUUCGAGCUGAACUGCAUGCGCCAAGAGGAGCAGCGAACCCGUGAAGCCGAGGAUCUUGCGCUGAGGUUGGAGGCCAAGAAUCUGAAAGCCAUGCGGUGGGAGGAGCAGCGCUUGAUCGAGAUCGCGGAGUACCUGCGGCGCUUGGAAGAGGAGGAGCGCUCGAAGAUGCAGCGCGCGGAGGAGGACGCCCGUGCCUGGCCGCGGGAGGUGGCCAAAAUGGAGGCUUUGGUGCUUGAGCGCGCAGGUAUGGGCAUGAACGACUUCCUUACCCUGAACAGGGACGCGCAAGCUAGGAGAGAUGAAAGAGAGCUCGAACGCCAGAGGCAGGAGGAAGAGGCAGAGCGCCAGCGGCAGGCAGAGGCCGAAAAAGCUGCAGCGGAAGCGGCUGCAGCGGAAGCGGCUGCAGCGGAAGCGGCUGCAGCGGAAGCGGCUGCAGCGGAAGCGGCUGCAGCGGAAGCAGCUGCGGAGGAAGCAGCAGCAGCGGAAGCAGCGGCUGAAGAGGCCGCAGCAGCAGAGGCGGCAGCAGCAGCAGCGGCAGCAGCAGCGGCAGCGGCAGCAGAGGCGGAGGCAGAGGCAAAGCCGGCGGGGUCAGAGCCGGAGGCGGCAGAUCCAAUAGAGGCAAUUGCUGCCGAAAGCGAGCCGGCGAGUCGACGCCGCGGAAAAGGCAAAGACAAGGGCGCAGGUCAAGUUGCGACGAAAGGCGAGGUCACCUUUGUCGAGGCAGAGGCCUCGGAGGAAGAAGCUGCGCCGGCCGUUGAGGCGGCCGAGGCGGCCGAGGCGGCGGAGGCCAACGGUGAAAGUGAACAAGCCAGCCGACGACGCAAAAAGGGGAAAAGCAAAGAAGGUGCAAGCGAGCCAGAAGUUGGGGCGCCAGAGGCCAAUGGCGAAAGUGAGCAAGCCAGCGGUCGACGACGCAAGAAAGGAAAGGAAAGGGAAUCAGGCGAUGUGGAAGUUGCUGCAGCCGAACUGGCAGAGGCGGCGCCGGAACCAGUGGCAGAGUCGGCAGAGGCCAAUGGCGAAAGUGAGCAAGCCAGCGGUCGACGACGCAAGAAAGGAAAGGAACGGGAAUCAGGCGAUGUGGAAGUUGCUGCAGCCGAACUGGCAGAGGCGGCGCCGGAACCAGUGGCAGAGUCGGCAGAGGCCAAUGGUGCAAGUGAGCAAGGCAGCGGUCGGCGACGCAAGAAAGGAAAGGAAAGGGAAUCAGGCGAUGUGGAAGUUGCUGCAGCCGAACUGGCAGAGGUGGCGCCGGAACCAGUGGCAGAGUCGGCAGAGGCCAAUGGCGGAAGUGAGCAAGCCAGCGGUCGACGACGCAAGAAAGGAAAGGAAAGGGAAUCAGGCGAUGUGGAAGUUGCUGCAGCCGAACUGGCAGAGGUGGCGCCGGAACCAGUGGCAGAGUCGGCAGAGGCCAAUGGCGGAAGUGAGCAAGCCAGCGGUCGACGACGCAAGAAAGGAAAGGAAAGGGAAUCAGGCGAUGUGGAAGUUGCUGCAGCCGAACUGGCAGAGGUGGCGCCGGCAACAGUGGCAGAGUCGGCAGAGGCAGAUGGAAGCGAGCACGCCGGCAGACGCAAGAAAGGCAAAGACAAGGAUGCAGGCGAGCGCGCAGGGGCACAAGUGACCUUUCCCGACGCGAUCGAGGCCGAAAGUGAAAGCCGCAAAGGUGUGGAGGCUCCAGAGGCCGAAACUUCGCCGCGACGGCGGCGCAAGGACCAAGGCCAGACUGAAGCCGGGCUAACUGGAGAGGAGGCUGCUGGCGAGAGCCGCAGAAGGCGCAAAGACAAAGCGGAAGACCCAGGCCAAACGGAAGAAGCUGUGGCCGAAACUGCAGUGGAAGAGGAGGCUGCAAAGGCUGAUGCUGGCAAGAGCCGAAGAAGGCGCAAAGAUAAAGCGGAAGACCCAGGCCAAACGGAAGAAGCUGGGGCCGAAACUGCAGCGAAAGAGGAGGCUGCAGAGGCUGCAGAGGCUGAUGCUGGCAAGAGCCGCAAAAGGCGCAAAGACAAAGCGGAAGACCCAGGCCAAACAGAGGAAGCUGGGGCCGAAACUGCAGCGGAAGAGGAGGCUGCGGAGGCUGACGCUGGCAAGAGCCGCAGAAGGCGCAAAGACAAAGCGGAAGACCCAGGCCAAACGGAAGAAGCUGGGGCCGAAACUGCAGCGGAAGAGGCUGCAGAGGCGGAUGCUGGCAAGAGGCGCAGAAGGCGCAAAGACAAAGACGCAGGCCAGACUGAAGAAGCUGGGCCGGAAUCUGCCGAGGAUGAGGGUGAGGCUGAUGCUGGCAAGAGGCGUAGAAGACGCAAGAAAAAGGACGCAGGUCAGAAUGAAGAAGCGACAGAAACUGCAGCAGAAGAGGAGGAGGAGGAGGAGGAGCAGGAGGAAGCUGCAGAGGCUGAUGCUGGCAAGAGGCGCAGAAGACGCAAGAAAAAGGACUCAGGUCGCGAUGAAGAAGCGGCAGAAACUGCAGCAGAAGAGGAGGAGGCGGAGGCUGCAGAGGAGGCUGAUGCUGGCAAGAGGCGCAGAAGACGCAAGAAAAAGGACUCAGGUGGGAAUGAAGAAGCGGCAGAAACUGCAGCAGAAGAGGAGGAGGAAGAAGCUGCAGAGGAGGCUGAUGCUGGCAAGAGGCGCAGAAGACGCAAGAAAAAGGACUCAGGUCGGAAUGAAGAAGCGGCAGAAACUGCAGCAGAAGAGGAGGAGGAGGAGGAAGCUGCAGAGGCUGAUGCUGGCAAGAGGCGCAGAAGACGCAAGAAAAAGGACUCAGGUCGCGAUGAAGAAGCGGCAGAAACUGCAGCAGAAGAGGAGGAGGCGGAGGCUGCAGAGGAGGCUGAUGCUGGCAAGAGGCGCAGAAGACGCAAGAAAAAGGACUCAGGUCGCGAUGAAGAAGCGGCAGAAACUGCAGCAGAAGAGGAGGAGGCGGAGGCUGCAGAGGAGGCUGAUGCUGGCAAGAGGCGCAGAAGACGCAAGAAAAAGGACGCAGAUCGGAAUGAAGAAAUUGGGGCAGAAACUGGGGCAGAGGAGGAAGCAGAGGAGGAGGCAGAGGCUGAUGCCGGCAGGAGGCGCAGAAGACGCAAGGACAGAGACGCAGGCCAGGCUGAAGAAGGGGCAGAAACUGGAGCAGAGGAGGAGGCAGAGGCGGGAUCCUCACGGCGCCCAAGGCGCAAGGACCAAGGCCGGACGAGUGAGGCCGAGGAGGCGGCCGGCGACGCCGGGAAGCGAAGGAGAAGAAGGCGCAAGGACAAAGGUUCGGCCGCGGAGGCUGCAGAGGCUGCAGAGGCAACCGACGGAAGCGAGUUCUGA